This is a messenger RNA of Cryphonectria parasitica EP155, 1321 nucleotides long. RefSeq lists its product as uncharacterized. Bases 80 to 1174 code for a protein of 364 amino acids. Lineage: Eukaryota; Fungi; Ascomycota; Sordariomycetes; Diaporthales; Cryphonectriaceae. The record is from RefSeq and is a predicted model, not a curated record. The transcript is spliced from 4 exons.
CUUGAGCAAACGGAGUCGUCUCGAAGCUUGACAAUAUCGAUUCGGCGGCAAACUAGUAGGCGAUUAACGACUUUUCAUCAUGGGUUAUUCAUUCGAAGAUGUCAUCCAAGACCCUUCUGAGGGCAAGAUUAUCAUUCUAGUUCUCAUUACCAUUCCCCUUUGUAUUCUGGCUACCAUACUGCGUGUGGUCGCCACCAAGAGGGGAGGUCGAAAGUUGGCCUGGGAUGACCUUUUUGCUGUGCUGGCUCUGGUCGGCUUCCUGGUGUAUGCAAUCUGUCCACUAGCAACCGUAGCCGUUGCAACCGACAUGAGCGACUACGACGUAGAGGUCCUCAGCGCCAAGCUUGCAUACAUCGUGACUCCGUUUUUCUACGUCAACCAGCUGUUCGCCAAGGGCAGUCUAUUUGUUCUCUACCACCGAAUCUUCCAGACUGACCCCACUUUCAAAAUAUGGGUCUAUGUGCUCGCCGCCAUCCACGUGUGUUGGUUCAUUACCUUUAUAUUCUUGCUACUAUUCCUGUGUAAUCCCAUUUCCAAGUGGUGGGAUGUGGACGGGACCCAGCCUGGUUCAUGUAUCAACGGAAACGCAUUCCUGGUUUCGGAGGAGACCAUCAACUCAGCCAUGGACUUUGCCAUGAUUGCACUCGCAGUCUACGUGGUCCAGAAGCUGCAGAUGAAGAGGCUCGUGAAGACGAAGCUCACAUUUAUCUUUGUGAUGGGGGGUCUGUCUGGUGUGAUAGGCUUCGUCAAGAUUGGACUGGUCUACUCUGCGGCCAAUACUGCUGGGCAGGAAAACAACAGCAAUGCGUUCUGGGAUCUCCUACAGAUGGCAACGAGUAUCUUCUGCGCCUGCGCACCGAUGUACAAGUCCUUCAUUCCGCUACAGAAUAUUUGGAGGCGUAUUGCAUCGUCGAUGAGAUCCUGGAGUAGCAAGACCCGCCUGUACCUGAUCCUUCCCAAUUCGAGCAAGGGAGAAGCAAUGACAGGAAGCGGCGAGACUCCAGGCCGCAAAGGUGUUCCGCAGACGGCUGAGAAUGGGGCCCGCUUCUUGCGUGGCUCGCAAAUCGAAUACACUUGGUUCGAUGGCGAGCUGGUAGACGACAUCCAACUAUCGAACCGAGAUCCUUCUGAGUCAAAACAUGGACGAGUUGAACAAACUGUUGACAUGGUAUAAUACCGAGCGGCUGGUUGGAAACCCUUUCGUAUGUGUGCCAGAGUUCAAUUCAGACAGGAGGCCAGGGUUGAGCACCCUGCCAAGGUGAGGGGACAAAACGAGCACAGGUAUCUGUAAAUUGUUCAAAGCAGCCUAGAAUGGACCGAG